This is a messenger RNA of Ixodes scapularis (black-legged tick), 1745 nucleotides long. RefSeq lists its product as uncharacterized. The transcript has a single exon. Gene Ontology annotation, molecular function: RNA-DNA hybrid ribonuclease activity; nucleic acid binding. The record is from RefSeq and is a predicted model, not a curated record. Lineage: Eukaryota; Metazoa; Arthropoda; Arachnida; Ixodida; Ixodidae. The coding region runs from base 1 to 1638 and encodes 545 amino acids.
AUGCAGAUCGAACUACAGGCGGCGGUCCUCAGCGUCUCGCAAACUCUCGAGGAGCUAGGUCUACAGCUAUCCCCGGAAAAAACAGAACUGCUCAGUGUAGAUGGCAAGCACGUGACGAACCCCGCUCACCGAAUUACCCUCCACGUCGGCUCGCAGGACAUCCAGUCUAGCAAUGGCCAGAUUCGCAUCCUAGGGAUUCAGAUUGCCAGCUGUAAUAGCCCUAAAGCGUGGACUAAACAUCUGCGCAAACACUGGUCCCCACUGCUACACACCAUUAGACGGGUCUCCAAUAAAUAUGGUGGAGCCCGGCAGCAAUCUUGUCAAACACUGGCGCGUGCUACGGCUGUUGGCCGGAUACUAUACGGUACACCAGCCUACGACUGCACCCCAACCCUGCUACGAGACAUAGAACGCCUGCACAGGGCCACGCUGCGCACCAUCGCCGGUCUGCCCAAACACGUACGCAACGACAGGCUCUUGGCCACGGUGCCAAUACCUCCCAUAGAUGUCAUUAUGGCUGAAGCACGUAGCCAAUUUACCUCUAGAUUAGAAAAUACCUUACAAGGGCGAAGCACCCUAGCAUGGGACCUUCAGCGUCACGUUGCCUGGAGCGGCCCUGAUGAAGCUUCGCCGUGGGAUAGCCCCGUCAUCAGCCUAAAACCCAUCAAAGCGAUACCUACACAAAACUCCGACCUCCGUAACCGCAUGGCCUACCAGCACCACAACGCUGAAAAUAAUGGACACGUUCACAUUUACACUGACGCCAGUUUUUUGGCGGACCGAGCCGGACUAGCGUGGCAUUGCACCUCCCGACCAGAGCUCACAGGCGCUCAUACAUGCACUCUACCGCAAGGCACCGCCCUGCAGGCUGAACUAUUAGCAAUAUGGGGAGGGACCUGCUCGAUUCCCAACCUCCCUGAUCUUCAAAGAGAACAGACGCUAACGCGUACAUACCGAAUCUACACGGACUCCGUCGCAGCUCUAGAAGAACUGUCAACACCAACGACCGAAGAUGCUACCGCUGUUGAAAUCCGUAAACGCCUUCGGAUGCUUCAAGACUUGGGCGCGGAUGUUCAGAUCCUCUGGACGCCAGCCCAUACCGGGGUCCCAGGAGGAAACGCUGCAGCACAUGCAGCCGCCACACAGGCACGUGGGAGCAACGUAACUACAACCCCACCCUCCUCACAGAUCCCCUUCGCAAAUCCCUAUUUGACCUUGAUGACGCCUCGGAGUUUUCUGCACUAUCUACGCACACGUAUCCGCAAAGAUAGUAAGGAUCGCCUCCAGCGGGCGACACCCGAAACCCUUUUCUCCCCCACCGACAAAUACACGCGCGCACAAGAAGUAUUUCUUAACAAAAUCAUGACUAACGCUGCAUACACACCACAUAUUAUUCAAAAAUGGCUCCCUAUCGACCUCAAUAUUCCCCUAAGCUGCCCUCACUGCCAGAAGACAGCAAAAGCAGACCUCCUUCAUCUUAUAUGGGAUUGCUCCGCAUUCACGACCGGCCGGGACACGAUCGUACACAUCCCUCAUUCCGACCAUGCAACCCUCGUUCAACACCUCUUCGAUCAACCAGCCAAUAGACACCUUCUCGCCACUUUUGGUAGCGUUAGCGGUCUGACCAGGAUGGUGUAGGCUGACUUACUCUUUCCUUUCGAUUGCUCCAGGAUGGCCUGCAUGACUUAGGCGCUGCAGAAGACACCGAAGACCAAAGACGGCGGGACUGAUGCCAAUUUCGAAAA